CUCGAAGCUGGGUGAUUUUACAAAUAGGCGCGGGAAACCCUAUGCGGUUGGUUGUUCGUCAGCUCCGAUGUCGGCGGAUACUAGUGCCCGCGUGUAUUAUUUCCCUGAUCAUCUGUACAUUUGCCGUUUAUCAGAAUCUUUGGUCUUUGGAGCAGACCGACACAUCAGUAAAUCGGCUAACAAAUAGUCAGAACCCAACAGUCCCUUUGGAGCCUGUCGAACACCUGACAAUAAAUCUGCAGCAUCCACAGGGACGAGCUGAUGGUCUCGGUGAACAAGCUCGUAGACAAUUAGUGCCACCAAAACAUCCAUUAGAACAGGAAAUUGACAGGAUCCCGACACUCCGGGUUCGCGAAAAGGUGGUUCUCGGAUCUACUGGCGAACGAAAUCCACCAGACGCUAACAAAGAUCUUCAGGUUGAACAGCCUGGGGAUGAUCAAGCUGGGAAGAUGAAAGUUGUUGAAACUAUCCCUCGCGGUGGCGUUGGACAACCGCAGAUCGAACCUUCGCAGCCUAGUCGUGGUACUCCUAUCACAAAUGAGGAACUCAGAGGUGGCGAACCGAGAAAUGCUACUCUUGUGGCCAUACGCAACCAGCUGCGUGAAAUGACAUCUCAUGCUUGGCGGUCGUAUAUGAAACAUGCAAGAGGCCACAAUGAGCUGAAACCUAUUUCUUUGACAGGGCAUCAACCUUUUGUCCUGGGAUCACUACCCAUGGGAGCAACUAUAGUUGAUGCUUUGGAUACGCUAUAUAUGAUGAACUUGGAAGAAGAGUUCAAUGAAGCCCGCAAUUACGUCGUGGAAGAACUGAACUUUGAUCAGCCCUCACUGGUUUCCGUAUUUGAGUUCACUAUCCGUUAUCUCGGUGGUUUGCUGACGGCCUACACAUUCACACUAGACAAGGUGUUUUUGGAUAAAGCUGUACUUCUGGCGAAACGCUUGCUACCAGCAUUCGAGACCCCAACGAAGCUGCCUAUGAGCCUGAUCAAUUUGAGAACUGGUAAGGGACAGAUGUUUAGUUGGAGUGCCGGCCGCUGUGCCCUGCUGGCGGAAGUUGGAACUCUCCAUAUGGAAUUCAGAUAUCUCUCUGAACUAACUGGGGACCCGAUAUAUGCGCAAAAGGUUCAUUGUAUCCGUGACAUUCUAAACGAGCUAAAAGACCAGAAAACACCUUUCUUCAACCAUGUCAAUCAUAGACAGCUCCAGUGGUGUAGCUCGACGGCGGGGCUUUCCGGGACCGGUGAUUCAUUUUAUGAAUAUCUUCUCAAAGAGUGGAUUCGUACCAAUCGCCAGGAUACUCAAGCUCGUCAGAUGUAUGAUGCUGGUAUCAAAGCGUUAGAUGAGCAUGGGUUGUUCAAAAUCAGCGAAGGUGGUCAUUUGUACAUUGGUACUUACACAAGUUCCGGUGUGUCCAAUACAAUGGAUCAUCUAGCUUGCUUUGCUGGUGGAAUGUUCGUACUCGGAGCAACCGGUCCGCAAGAUCCCUGGUUCCAGCGAGGUGUGGAAAUUACGCGAACAUGCAACUACACUUACGCCGCGUCUGUGACUCAACUUGGACCCGAGUCGUUUACUUUUGGUUCUGGUGUGGAGGGCGUACCGUUGAAAUCUGGCCAUAAAGCUUACUUGUUGCGACCUGAAACAGUGGAGUCUUACUUCUAUUUGUGGCGCUUCACAAAAGACGAAGCCUAUCGGAUAGCGGCUCUGAAAGUUGUUCAGGCUCUCGAGAAGUACGCCAGAACUGCUGGUGGUUAUUCCGGAUUGAAGGACGUGAACUCCCCGGAGUCUGGCCAUGAUGACGUGCAACAAUCAUUUUUCAUUGCGGAGACUUUGAAAUAUCUUUAUCUGAUUUUCUCGGAAGAUACCCUAUUCCCCUUGAAUCGAUGGGUCUUCAAUUCGGAAGGACAUCCACUUCCAGUUCACAAUGAAGUGUGGUUGGGCAAUGACAUCUGGCCUAAGCCUUUUGCCCAGCCCACCUCUUGUAGUCGGCUUUCAGGUAACUGAUUAUUGUUACUGUUAUUCUUUUCAUUAUUACUAUUCUUUCAUCCAUCCAUAUUCUGGUGGCAUUUUCACGAGAUAUUUGUGCCUCAUCCCUGUGCUCACCCUUCGCGCAUAAACACUAAUAGUGUUUUUUUCGUUUGUUUUUUGACUUCAACACUUUCAUGUGCACUUUGCUGUGAUACACACUAAUUUCCAAAGCUCGAAGUCCCCUUGGUUUGGUUGAGGUUCUUCGUGUUUCGUUUUCCUGCAUCUCUAUCUUGGUCCCUUUAUUCCACCAUAUAUUCACUUUUUCUGUGUACAAAGAGCUUUUUCUAGAGUAGAUUAUAAGCAAUACUACUCUCUAUUUUGUGGGCAGAGAACUUUUCACCUUUUCCAGUGACCUACUCACAUGCGGCUCUUGUGACUUCUCUCUGCAAUUCCC
Molecule: messenger RNA, 2418 nt
Organism: Opisthorchis viverrini
Lineage: Eukaryota; Metazoa; Platyhelminthes; Trematoda; Opisthorchiida; Opisthorchiidae
Exons: 10
Coding region: 42-2000 (652 amino acids)
Biological process (GO): N-glycan processing; carbohydrate metabolic process
Cellular component (GO): Golgi membrane; endoplasmic reticulum
Molecular function (GO): calcium ion binding; mannosyl-oligosaccharide 1,2-alpha-mannosidase activity
Source: RefSeq, a predicted model, not a curated record